UCCUAGAAGGAACUUCCCUUGCCAGGCUUCUCAGCGGUGGCUCAUCCUUCUGUGAGGAGGCUCAGCCUGGAGCAUGCAGCAGGACGGGAUCAGUAGCAUGAACCAGCUCGGGGGGCUCUUUGUGAAUGGCCGGCCCCUGCCUCUGGAUACCAGGCAGCAGAUUGUGCGGCUGGCAGUCAGUGGAAUGCGACCCUGUGACAUCUCACGGAGCCUGAAGGUAUCUAACGGCUGUGUGAGCAAGAUCCUAGGGCGCUACUACCGCACAGGUGUCUUGGAGCCCAAGGGCAUUGGGGGAAGCAAGCCACGGCUGGCUACACCCCCAGUGGUGGCUCGAAUUGCCCAGCUGAAGGGUGAGUGUCCGGCUCUCUUUGCCUGGGAGAUCCAACGCCAGCUUUGUGCUGAGGGGCUUUGUACCCAGGACAAGACUCCCAGUGUCUCCUCCAUCAACCGAGUCCUGCGGGCACUGCAGGAGGACCAGGGACUACCGUGGGCACAGCUCAGGUCACCAGUUGUUUCAGCUCCAACUCUACCCACUCCCCAUAGUGGCUCUGAGACUCCCCGGGGUCCCCACCCAGGGACCAGCCACCGGAAUCGGACCAUCUUCUCCCCAGGCCAAGCAGAGGCAUUGGAGAAAGAGUUCCAGCGUGGGCAGUAUCCUGAUUCAGUGGCUCGUGGAAAGCUGGCUGCUGCCACCUCUCUGCCUGAGGACACGGUGAGGGUCUGGUUUUCCAACAGAAGAGCCAAAUGGCGCCGACAAGAGAAGCUCAAGUGGGAAAUGCAGCUUCUAGGUGCUUCCCAGGGGCUGACUGCACCAACAGUUGCCCCAGGAAUCAUCUCUGCACAGCAGUCCCCUGGCAGUGUGCCCACAGCAGCCCUGCCUGCCCCGGAACUACUGGGUCCCUCCUGCUAUCAGCUGUGCUGGGCAACAGCACCAGACAGGUGUCUGAGUGACACCCCACCUAAAUCCUGUCUCAAGCCCUGCUGGGGCCACUUGCCCCCACAGCCAAAUUCCCUGGACUCGGGACUGCUUUGCCUUCCUCGUUCUUCCUCCCACUGGCCCCUGGCCAGUCUUGGUAGCUCUCAGGCCCUGCUCUGGCCUGGCUGCCCACUGCUAUAAGCUUGGAGUGAGGCAGGAGUGGGAAGGAGAUGGCCUAGGGAGGAUCUAAUACCAUCCUGCCCAUGUCCUUACUGUCCUGCCCAUGCAGACUAUGGCUCCUUCCUCCUUCCAGUGAUUGCUCCCUCCUGUGUGGACCUUAUCUGGCCCUGCCUUGCUGCCUCUCCAGCACAUCACCUGAUUGGAGGGGCUGGUGAAGUGACACCCACCCACUUCUCACACUGGCCUUAAGAGGCCUCCACU
Molecule: messenger RNA, 1357 nt
Organism: Callithrix jacchus (white-tufted-ear marmoset)
Lineage: Eukaryota; Metazoa; Chordata; Mammalia; Primates; Cebidae
Gene: PAX4
Product: paired box 4
Biological process (GO): regulation of transcription by RNA polymerase II; anatomical structure development
Molecular function (GO): DNA-binding transcription factor activity, RNA polymerase II-specific; RNA polymerase II cis-regulatory region sequence-specific DNA binding
Source: RefSeq, a predicted model, not a curated record